Erigeron canadensis is the source of this 1296-nucleotide messenger RNA. RefSeq lists its product as uncharacterized. Bases 67 to 1152 code for a protein of 361 amino acids. NCBI's taxonomy places the organism in Eukaryota, Viridiplantae, Streptophyta, Magnoliopsida, Asterales, Asteraceae. The record is from RefSeq and is a predicted model, not a curated record. The transcript has 2 exons. Gene Ontology annotation, molecular function: nucleotide binding.
CCUUUUCUAGUAUAUAUACACACAUUGCUAUUUCAAAACUUUUCCACUCAAAACUCAACCAAAAUAAUGGCUGGAACCCGAAUCCGAUUUGGAAUACUCGGAUGUGCAAACAUAGCCCGAAAGGUAUCACGGGCUAUGCUUCUAUCCGAUAACAUAACCAUAUCCGCCAUAGGCAGCCGUUCCUUAGACAAAGCAAUUGCUUUUGCAUCCGAAAACCAUUUCCCAGAAUCCACCAAAGUUUAUGGAACCUACGAUGCCGUAUUGGAUGACCCUGAUGUCGAUGCGGUUUAUGUUCCGUUACCAACUAGCCUACAUGUGAAAUGGGCUGUUUUGGCUGCUGAAAAGAAGAAACAUGUUUUGUUGGAGAAACCUGUCGCGCUUAACGUUGGCGAACUGGAUACGAUACUAGGGGCUUGUGAAUCGAGUGGGGUGCAGUUCAUGGAUGCUACCAUGUGGAUGCAUCAUCCACGGACUGUAAAGAUGAAGGAGGUCCUUUCUGAUCAGCACAAAUUUGGUCAACUCAAAUCGGUCCAUAGCACGGUGUCAUAUGUAGGAGGAAGCGAUUUCCUUCAAACCGAUAUUCGUGUAAACCCGAAUCUAGACUCCCUAGGAGCUCUUGGGGAUACAGGAUGGUAUAGCAUACGAGCUAUUUUAUGGGCUUAUGAUUAUGUGCUUCCAAAAACAGUGACCGCGCUUCGUUACCCUGAGUAUAACGAUUUAGGGGUAUUAUUAUCAUGUGGCGCUUCACUAAACUGGGAAAAGGAAGGAAAGGUAGCAACGUUCUAUUGUUCGUUCCUUACUAAUUUAUGCCAGGAUAUAAUUGCGGUUGGUACGAAUGGAAACUUUCGUGUCCAUGAUUUCGUUAUCCCGUUUAAUGAAAAGGUUGCACCAUUUUAUACCGUAGCAAAUUCUAGAUGGGCCGAAUUAUCAAUUGGGUGUGUGCCUGAGCCGAGUGAGUGUAAAAUCACAAUUGAUCUUCCUCAAGAAGCAUUAAUGGUUCAGGAAUUUGCUCGACUCGUUCAGGGAAUUCGCGAUAAUGAGGCUAAACCCGAGACUAAGUGGCAGAUGAUUAGUAGAAAGACUCAAGUGGUCAUUGAUGCAGUUGUAGCAUCCAUCAAGAACGGCUUCCAGACAGUCGAAGUUGUUUACUAGAUCUACUCUACUUGCUUUGUUUUUGCGUUUUGGUUGUGUGAAAUAAAUCGUUGUUUGAUAAAUCUAGUAUCAUCACACGAGAAAAUGAAUACUUGAGUUAUAUAUUGGAUGGAAAAUGAUUAAUCUUCCUAAAUCCUUUUAAAA